Messenger RNA from Malania oleifera, 2783 nucleotides. Its product is annotated as mitogen-activated protein kinase kinase kinase 3. Gene Ontology annotation, molecular function: ATP binding; protein kinase activity. NCBI's taxonomy places the organism in Eukaryota, Viridiplantae, Streptophyta, Magnoliopsida, Santalales, Ximeniaceae. Gene Ontology annotation, biological process: protein phosphorylation. The record is from RefSeq and is a predicted model, not a curated record. The coding region runs from base 271 to 2169 and encodes 632 amino acids. The transcript has 11 exons.
CCGCCUGCCGUCUCAAACUGGCUUAGCUGUUCCUCACUGUUGCUUGGCCCCACCACCCUUCUCUCGCUCACAUCCAUUCCCACCCCCCUCCCCUCUCUCUCUUCUUCCCCUCUUCUUCCUCGAAGCCUCUCCAUAUAAAUCACAACCAUAUGCACUCGCACCAAACUUUCUCUUCUUCCAUCUCAAUUUCUUCUUCGCCUUCUUCUCAAUCCUAAUUAAUUACGCCUCUCUCUCUCUCUCUCUCUCUCUCUGGUUGGAUUAUCAGUCAAAAUGCCUGCUUGGUGGGGGAGGAAAUCUAGCAAGAACAAGCAGCAGCAGCAACAACAUCCCGAAAGAGCCAAAAUCAAUUUCAGCGAAGCAGCGAUCGAGGAUAAUAAGAAGAAAACUAAAGAGAAGCCCAAGAGCCUCGACCAAGUAUCUGGAACACUCUUGACGCGCAAUUCGCCGCGGAACAGCAGGGAAUUUGCGGCUGCUAAUGGGGUUGGUAGGUUGUCUUCUGCGUUUUCGGGUUUUGAUUCGGAUGGGGGAGAUAAGACCCCUCUUCCCCUGCCCCGCCCGUUGAUAUCGUCCACUCCGUCGCCGGCAAAUGAUCAUGUGGUUGGACUUGGAUCUGGGUCCGUCUCCGUUUCGAGUGUGAGCUCAUCUGGGUCUUCUUCCGACGAUCCCCUUCCUCAUGAGCAUGCUCAGCUUGGUCUUUACAGAGGGCAUAGUGAAAUGAAGCUCAACUCAAGGCCGAGAAGCCCAUGUCAUGGGUCUAGAGGAGCCACUGCCACCACAUCCCCUCUUCAUCCACGGUUAGGUGUUUCAAGUCUAGAGACUUCAAUGGGGAAGCAGGAAGAUGGAAAGAGUCAGUGUCAUCGGUUGCCUCUUCCACCCAGUUCUCCUACUAGUCCUACUGCCUUACCCAGCUCAAGGGGUAGUGGAGUGGCUGAAAAUGCAAAUUAUACUCUUUCAAAGUGGAAGAAAGGGAGGCUUCUAGGCAGAGGUACUUUUGGGCAUGUCUACCUUGGAUUUAACAGUGAAAAUGGGCAAAUGUGUGCUAUCAAAGAAGUUAGGGUUGUUUCUGAUGAUCAAACAUCCAAAGAAUGCCUCAAGCAACUGAAUCAAGAGAUAACUUUGCUUAGCCAACUUUCACAUCCAAACAUUGUUCAGUACUAUGGAAGUGAACUGGGUGAAGAAGCACUAUCAGUUUACUUGGAAUAUGUCUCUGGUGGUUCUAUCCACAAAUUACUACAGGAAUAUGGUCCUUUUAAGGAGCCUGUUAUUCAAAACUAUACAAGGCAGAUCAUUUCUGGGCUUGCAUACUUACAUGGAAGAAAUACAGUCCACAGGGAUAUUAAAGGAGCAAAUAUAUUGGUUGAUCCUAAUGGUGAAAUCAAGCUUGCAGAUUUCGGCAUGGCUAAACAUAUCACAGCUUGUUCAUCAAUGCUGUCUUUCAAGGGAAGUCCUUACUGGAUGGCACCUGAGGUUGUAAUGAAUACAAAUGGAUACAGCCUCACUGUCGAUAUUUGGAGCUUGGGAUGUACAAUUCUUGAAAUGGCAACAUCAAAGCCACCUUGGAGCCAGUAUGAAGGGGUUGCUGCAAUAUUUAAAAUUGGAAACAGCAAAGAUAUUCCAGAAAUUCCUGAAAAUCUUUCUAAUAAUGCAAAAGAUUUUGUGAAGCGAUGCUUGCAACGGGAGCCAUCUGCACGCCCAAUGGCCUUAGAACUACUAGACCACCCUUUUGUUCAAGACCAAGCUACAACAAGAGCUGCAAACAUCAAUAUAACCAGGGAUGCCUUCCCUUGCACCUUUAAUGGAUGCCGCACACCGCCGGCCUCGGAGGUCCAUUCUAACAGAACGAGUAUGGCUUCAUCCGACGGAGAUUAUAUGACGAAACCAGUGGUCACAGUUUCAAGAGCUAUGAAAACCUCAAGGGAAACCGUGAGAACAAUCACGUCUUUGCCUGUAUCUCCCUGUUCUAGUCCACUGCGACGCUCUGGACCUGCAUACAAUACCUUCCUUCUUUCUCCCCCACCCUCUUAUGGUUUUAGUGGUUACAAUCCGAAUGAAUGCUCAUCUUAUCCAAUGAGACAGAAUGCAAAAUGUACAUUCGAUCCAUGGCCUGAAAUUCCCCUUGGUAAAAACCAGACUCCUGGCGGAUCCCCAAGAACAAGAACAUACAAUUGAGUAAAAGCACCAGCACCCAGUAUCAUAAAAAAUGCCAGAUGGACUCCUUUGCUCAGUCAACAGACCAAGUUGGGUCGAAUUGUUGGGAACAAUUUAGGGAGUACAGGGUGCAAUGAUGAUUGAAUUGACAACAUUCUUUUGUAUGGGGGAACACGAAGAGGGGAAUAAUUUUGGUUACCUACCUUGAUGAUGUUGUAAAAAUGUCAUAUGCUGUAAAUGGAGGGACGAGCUGUUCUUGACAUUUAUGGUGUAUACCGGGGAUAAUGUUUUGAUUGUUCCAUAAGCUACCAAAGGGCAAGCACUUCUGACUUAUGUUGCCUGCACGGACUUUAGGUUGGGCAAAAGCUUUCUAUGAAUAUGGAAGAAUGUGGUUGUAUUAGGGUUUCACCUUCUUAUCGUUGACGAACAUUCCAAGAGGCAACGCAAAACAAAGCAUGCAUGCUUGUAAACACAAAAUCCUAGUUUCAUUCUUAAAUUACUAGAGCUGCUCUCCCAUUUGAUUGGGGGAAUGGAAUUGAAGUAAUAAGGAAUUGAGGUGUGAAUGAAAUCAAGAUAGAAAUUCAAUGUGGUUAGUGUUUGAAUGUUUUAUUAAUAAAAUAGAAUUAUUUUAGCAA